This is a messenger RNA of Temnothorax curvispinosus, 1765 nucleotides long. RefSeq names its product probable cytochrome P450 6a13. The transcript has 6 exons. Gene Ontology annotation, molecular function: heme binding; iron ion binding; oxidoreductase activity, acting on paired donors, with incorporation or reduction of molecular oxygen. The record is from RefSeq and is a predicted model, not a curated record. Lineage: Eukaryota; Metazoa; Arthropoda; Insecta; Hymenoptera; Formicidae. Bases 174 to 1679 code for a protein of 501 amino acids.
AUUCCGCACGAUCUAGACGGCGCCGUCGCUAGUAUAAGUUCGCACUUACAGACUGACGCGAGCUGAUGCACGGCGCAGUAUAUGCGGCAGAUGCAAUUAAAUCGCAAUUAUAUCGCCAUUCGCGUUCAGUAAAUAAUAUUCGUAAUAACUAAUCGACAACUGCAUGCUGGACAAUGGAACCCUUCGAAAUACUGUGCGGCAUUGCCGUUGUAAUUUUCGCUCUUUAUUAUUACCUCACGUCAAAUUUCGACUUUUGGAAGUCACGUGGCGUUCGUGGUCCACGACCAAUACCGGGGCUGGGUAAUUUUAAAGACGUUAUGCUUAAUAAAAUAUCCGUGGGCGAUUAUUUGACAGAAAUGUAUAACACCUAUAAAGAUGAACCAAUGAUUGGGAUAUUCGAUAAUAAAACACCAGUUCUUGUUAUACACGAUCUAGAUUUAAUUAAGGAUGUCCUUAUCAAAGAUUUCCUCGUAUUUCCUACUAGAGAAAUACCCAUUUCCGAAAAGGCCGAUCCGCUGUCGCAAAAUCUUGCCCUUUUGGAGCCGAAGAGGUGGCGACCGUUGAGAAUAAGACUGUCGCCUGUUUUUACAUCCGGUAAACUAAAGGAAAUGUUCUCUUUAAUAUCAGAGUGUGCUGAUAACCUUGUCCAAUACAUGGAAAAAGUAGUGAGCGAAAAUAAACCUGUCGAGUGCCGCGAGUUGACGGCCAAAUAUACGACCGACGUUAUCGGUACCUGCGCCUUCGGCAUCGAAAUGAACGCUUUGUCGGACGAAGACAGUGAAUUUCGCAAAAUGGGAAGAGAAAUAUUUAAUCCGUCUUGGAAAAAUAUAUUACAAUUCAGAAUGAGACAAAUGUUUCCGUGGCUUUACGAAUUAUCCGCGUACGUCCUACCACAAACAAAAACCACCAAAUUCUUCAUACGCGUUAUCGUGGAGACUAUGGACUACAGAGAUACGAAUAAUAUCAUUAGACACGAUUUCGUUGAUGUGUUGCGCGAAUUAAAGAAACAUCCAGAUAAAUUGGGCGAUAUUGAUUUGACGGAUAGUUUAAUAGCUGCCCAAGCGUUCGUAUUUUUCGCUGCUGGCUUUGAAACUUCGUCAACAACUAUUAGCAAUGCGCUCUAUGAGUUAGCAUUAAAUCAAAAAGUACAAGACAAUUUACGUCAAGAAAUUGACGAGAUGUAUGCGAAACAUGGUGAAAAUUUAACGUACGAUGAUAUAAAAAAAAUGGAUUAUUUGGAUAAAGUUUUUAAAGAAACAUUACGAAAAUAUCCACCAGUGGCAGUUCUUAGGAGAGAAUCUAUGUCCAGUCAUACUUUCGUUGGUAUCAACGUCAGUAUACCGAAAAGUCAAAAAAUAUGGAUUCCCAUUUACGCGAUUCAUCGAGAUCCGGAUAUUUAUUCAAAGCCAGAUGUCUUCGAUCCAGAAAGAUUUGAUGAAGAAACUGUGCAAAGCAGGCACCCGAUGGCUUAUCUACCUUUUGGCGACGGGCCAAGGAAUUGCAUUGGAGCGCGUUUCGCUGUUUAUCAGAGUAAAGUUGGACUUGUAAAGAUACUACGAAAUUAUAAAGUUGAGACUUGCGAGAAAACUCCAAUACCCUACGUAAACGAUCCUAAAGCACGUAUAUUAGCACCAAAAGGAGGACUACACUUGAAAAUAAUUAAAAUUAAUCGACUUUAAUUUUUUCAAGUUUUUCUCCAACUCUCCACAGAAAGCGUGAUAAAAAGUGAAGAAAAUCUGUCAAUUAGAAUGAUAGAAGUCAUUCU